AUGUCACGUUUACAUAGAGGCAACACCAUUCGAGAUAAUUUAUCUCAUGGUUGUGGCUUAAUAAGUAAGAGUAUGGAACGCAAAAUCGUUCAGGGGGAGGUUGUACUGCAGCCUCUUGAUGUUGAGCAAUGUUUUGCUCUUAUGAAGACUUUGCAGCUGCUUAUAGAUACUGCAGAAGUGGAUGCACAGGAGAAUGACGUUAGUGUGGAAUACUGUCAAAACACCACUAUCGUAUAUUCCCAGCAAAUUAUACAGCAGCUCUCGGAACAGCGAUACAAAGAACGUCUUGAUGGGAUAUCUGUAGCAAACUCUGUUCAGUAUAUCAGGUUUAGGCCUGAUUAUCUCCAGGAGUUGCCAGAGGAGCUCUGGAGCGCAAUCAUAUCAGUGCUGGUGGCACUGGUGGUAGACUACAUCGCAAAAAGCAGAAAUACGGAUCAAGAAUAUCUCAUCAAAUGGGGGAUAUCGGUUCUCAAACGUAUUGGCAAACUGUUCAAGGUCAACGACAUCAUGCUGGAUGCACUCAUCAAACCUGUCACACAAUAUGCUACACUGAAGGAACUCAAGGUUGAUAUAGAUGGUGUAGUGCGAAAGGAUGCUCAUUUGCAAGCGGUACACGAACAGCUUCAAAAAAUGCAACCGGAGUUGGAUCAAGAGUUCCAAAAGAGCGUUGAGGAGGCAAGGAACUACCUGAAUAAUACAGAACAGAUAGGCAAUGUCGGUCAACGUCCUGAUAGAGGACUCCUGAAUACUAUUUCGAAAAAAAUCAAUCGAGUUAUUACCCGUGCGAUGGAGCCUACUGUGUCUGCAAGCCACAGAGAAGCCGAAGAACACGAUGCUGAGGAGUAUACCAUCGACGAUGGUCUUGACGCGGGCGAACCCGUUGAUGCUGCUGAAGAGGAUGUGGAAAUGGAAUAUGAUUUCAACUUGAACGACGAGUUGCUGUUGGAAUCUGUACCAGCUUGUGCAGUGUUACUUCGCAACCUGGUCACCGGAUGUCUCAUGAGCGGGUACAACGAUUCCCGUGUACAAUUGCUAUUCCAGGAUUUUUCAGCUGCACUAGGAAUGAGUACCCAAACGGUUUUAGCGUUGGAAAACUACAUAGCAGCUGAACUGGUGAGCGCCAUACGUUCAACGUCUAAUUCUGGCACUACCAAGAGGGUUACCAGGAACCUGAAGAUAGCCGCCGUCGCUGCUGGUGGAGGUGCUUUAAUCGCUCUCAGUGCCGGUGUGGCUUCACCUGCGGUAGCCGCGGGUAUCGCGGUGCUUGGUAUCGGUGGUGGAGGUAUGUCAGGACUAUUGGCUACUACUGAGGAGGCCGAACUUUUAGCAUCUGUGUUUGGUGUAGGAUCAACAGGCCUUGUUGGAUGGAAGAACAAGAAAGUGAGCUCAAAAACGGAUGUUGAAUUUUGUCAUAUAAACGAACAAUCUGGCAGGUCACUUGCUGUCUGCAUCGGGAUAUGUGGUACGUUGGUGCCCGAGGUAGACGUUUUGUCUUUAUGGGAAGAAGCUGUACGUGCGCCGCUUUGUGACUUCUAUUCCAUGCAAUGGGAAAUACCAUUGCUAAGAUCGUUGGGAAGCAUGGCACAGGUUAUGGAGAAUCAGCAGUUCGCGGAAAGUGCAGCGUUGCUAUGGCAAAAAAUGACCCGGGGAGAAUACCUAGCAUGUGGAAUACAAUGGCCACUGCCCCUGGUACACUUUGCGCAGCCGCUUGAAAUGGCCUGGACAAUAGCUAAACAAAAGGCAAAGCUCUAUGGCGUUACAUUGGCACAGGCUAUAAUGGAUCGUCAGGCGGCGGGUGAGAGGCCUAUCUCGCUUGUAGGUUACAGUAUAGGGGCAAGGGUGAUCGUCUAUGCGCUCCUGAAGCUCAACGAGAAGCAGAAGUUGAAUAUAGUGAAGGAUGUCGUUCUCAUGGGGCUUCCGUCAACAUUAGGAUCUAAGGAGUGGUUGCAAUGUUGCAGCGUCGUGGCUGGGAGGCUGAUAAACGUUUAUUCUCGGCACGACUGGUUAUUGGGGUAUUUGUAUCGUUAUCUCGAUCCUGGUGUUACGGUUGCCGGAUUACGACCUGUCAUAUCGGAGAAAGUCGAAAACUACGACGCCACAGAUUUCAUAAAGACUCACCACAACUACAUGUCAAAAAUAUCGGACAUCCUUACUCUAGUUCAUGUUGACUUGUGA
Molecule: messenger RNA, 2175 nt
Organism: Babesia sp. Xinjiang
Lineage: Eukaryota; Apicomplexa; Aconoidasida; Piroplasmida; Babesiidae
Product: putative membrane protein -like protein
Exons: 3
Coding region: 1-2175 (724 amino acids)
Source: RefSeq, a predicted model, not a curated record